Messenger RNA from Fonsecaea erecta, 1209 nucleotides. RefSeq lists its product as hypothetical. The record is from RefSeq and is a predicted model, not a curated record. Bases 1 to 1209 code for a protein of 402 amino acids. Gene Ontology annotation, biological process: tRNA splicing, via endonucleolytic cleavage and ligation. The transcript has a single exon. Gene Ontology annotation, molecular function: tRNA 2'-phosphotransferase activity. NCBI's taxonomy places the organism in Eukaryota, Fungi, Ascomycota, Eurotiomycetes, Chaetothyriales, Herpotrichiellaceae.
AUGCCGGGCCGUGGACGUGGUCGGGGCGGGUUCCGCCAUGACACGCUGCCACGCACGGUGCUGGUGUCCAAAGCACUCUCCCGCUUACUGCGCCACGCUGCCGUUGACGAACGCAUCCCCAUCGACAACCACGGCUACGUGCGGAUGGACCACUUGCUGGGCUGGCAGAAACUGCGCAGCAUGAAGCCGCCCGUGACGUUUGCUGAGGUUGUCGAGGUCGUCCAGGAGAGUGACAAGAAGCGGUUCGCGAUGAAGUACGUCAACCCUGACGCCAGUGUCCAGGUGAUCGAGGCGGAUUCGAAGACAUCACCCGAGCCGCAGACCGAGACGACGCAAGCAGGGACGGAAACGGAGACGCAGCGCGCCAUAUCGACGUUCGAGUCGCUGGGAAACGCGGACGAGGCCGACACACGGAGGUUCUUUAUCCGCGCCACGCAGGGCCACAGCAUGAAAGCCGUCGAGGCCGAGAACCUGCUGACGCCCAUCUCGCUCAGCGACCCGGCCACGAUCCCUGACACGGUCGUGCACGGCACGUUCUACGGCGCGUGGGACCGGAUCCUGCGCAGCGGCGGGCUGAAGAGCAUGGCGCGGAACCACGUCCAUUUCGCGUCGGGCCCGUCGUUGGCCGAAGUCCUUCCAGCAGCGUCCUCGUUUGCGGCGGCGGCGGACGACGAUGACGUUGGAAAUGGCACUGGGGAUAAACCUGAUGAUACCGACGACCUCGGAAAUGGAAAUGGACAUGAUGGGAAACGCCCUGCCGCAACAGCCCGGCCGAAACACAAGCCCGGAACGCCUCCUCUGGGCGCGCUGCUGGGCAGGAACAAAGUCAUCAGCGGGAUGCGCAGCGACGCACAGAUCCUGAUCUACGUGGACAUCCGCAAGGCGCUGGCCGAGGCGCCGACCAUGAAGUGGUGGCGGAGCGAGAACGGCGUCAUCCUCUCCGAAGGCGUCGUGGCCGCCGGCGCAAAUGAGGAGAAGGAGGAGGAAGAGGAGGAGGAGCAUGCCACGGCAACAACAGAGAAACUGGUGCCGAUCGAGUACUUCGUCGCCGCCGUCGAGGUCAAGCAGGGCCUCGGUCUGCUGUGGGAGGCCGGCAGGGGCUCAGUCCGCGAACUGCCCGAGAAGCUGCGCACGAGGGGCUUGCCGCGAGGGAAAGGAGAAGGGCCUAGAGGUAGAGGCAGAGGUAGAGGGAAAGAGAGAAUUGCCUAG